AUGUGCUCUGAAAGACAUGCUAAAAAAAGACAGAAAGCAAAUCUAAAAAAAAAAUCUAAAAUUGCUACUGAUCUUGAAGUUGUAGUUCCAACUAUUAGUACUUCAAUUUUCAAGAUUAAUAAAGCUACAGAUUUUCUUCAAAUUGAUAACAUCCUUGAAGACCAUAACGAUCUUGAACUAGCAUUAGAAACUAGCAUCUUUGACUAUGAAUCUGCAAAUAAUAGAAGUUUACUUGGAGAGUUCACAAAGUUUGCAUUAGAGGUUGAAUUAGAUUCUAAGCUUUUAGAUGUAAUUAAAAUUGAUCAGGAGCUUGAAACCGGCCCAUUAAACUUGGAAAAAACCAAAGAUAGCUUUGCACAACUUAUCAAAAUUCUUAUUUUACUGUUGGAAUCUGGAUCUAGAUAUUAUUAA
This is a messenger RNA of Racocetra persica, 411 nucleotides long. The record is from the annotation of a GenBank genome assembly. NCBI's taxonomy places the organism in Eukaryota, Fungi, Glomeromycota, Glomeromycetes, Diversisporales, Gigasporaceae.